Fusarium oxysporum Fo47 is the source of this 255-nucleotide messenger RNA. RefSeq lists its product as uncharacterized. The transcript has a single exon. Gene Ontology annotation, molecular function: nucleic acid binding. The coding region runs from base 1 to 255 and encodes 84 amino acids. The record is from RefSeq and is a predicted model, not a curated record. NCBI's taxonomy places the organism in Eukaryota, Fungi, Ascomycota, Sordariomycetes, Hypocreales, Nectriaceae.
AUGCCCAUCGAGCACUUCCCUCCCGCUUCACCCGACCUAAACCCCAUCACCGAAAUAUUCAACUGGGCCAAGGCUAAUCUCAAGACUGACAAGGACCGCUCUCUUUUCGGCGAGGUCGCCGAGUGGCGCAUCCGACGAGUUGUCCGAGGCACCUGGAACAACAUACCUCAGGAAAACAUGAAAGCGCUCAUUGAGAGCAUGCCUCACCGAUGUCAGGCUGUCAUCGACGCCAAUGGGAUGCAUACCCGAGGCUAG